AUGGCGAAGCGGGUCCUUCGUGGUGGUGUCCAAGAUAAUGCAGUACUCAAAUUUCUUGAGGACUGUGUGCAAUUUGCAUUAUCUCAAGGGUUGAGUAAAGGAGAGGAUCAAGAGAUGCGGCGCAAUCAGUGCGCACUCAGGCUGUGCGAUAUGGUGUUGCUCUUAGAAGACCACUCUCUCAAACAAUACCUUACAGACAACAACGACGGAAACGAAGCUGUAAUGGUUGGAACAAUGAGCGACACUAUACCUGCCAUUGCAGCAGCUUUGGGGGACACUGACAUAUUAUUGAAACAUGUCACUGUUUCCUCAAAUAUUUUUUCACCAUCGUGUGGGCUAUUGCCAAACGCCCUGAACGCUGCCGUGGUCUUCGAUUCUUCCCAGACACUUCGUGUCAUGCUCAACUAUCUGCAGGAUAAUCCAAGCGUAACACAAGCUUCAGGUCCAGACCAUGGAACGUCAAAUGCUAAUUACGCACUUGGGAAUGCGCUUCGACUGGCAAUUCGCAAGGAGAAGAUCGAAGCUAGGAACAUGAUUCUCAACUUCAUCGACAGUUCCGAAAAGCUCUUGCGGUCAACGUCGCAUUAUAUCGUGGAUGAGUCUAUCAAGAAGCAUCUGAAAGAGGGUACCCCUAAAUCGCUGUUCGAUGUCCUCUGCGAAAAGUCCGAUAUAUAUUCCAGCAGCAAAACACUUCGCAAAUCAAAGACGUUUCUUAUCCAUGGUACCGACUAUCUGGCUCUCUACAAAUUCGGCAGGGGAAGAAUUUUCGCAUAUUUACUCGAAAACAACAUAAUUCAUUCAAAUGCCCACCCUGCUGGAUUGUCGUUGAGGGGAUCAACUUCUCUCAGACUAGCUCUGAUCUACAGACGCUAUGAUCUCGCUCUUAUCUUGCUUGCAAACGGCGCGGAUAUCGAUGGCAGGUCGAAAACUGGCGACAUGAACACAGCACUGACCUACGCCACUGAAUGCGGGCAUGUCAGGGAUGUUGAAUUCCUUCUUUCGAAUGGGGCUUCUGUGCAUGGAAGGGGAAAGGAUAUGUACACCGUGUAUGAGAUUGCAGAAGAGCGUGGCUGGUACAAGUGCAAGCGGCUGAUACUGCAUCAUUAA
Messenger RNA from Exserohilum turcica Et28A, 1107 nucleotides. RefSeq lists its product as uncharacterized. NCBI's taxonomy places the organism in Eukaryota, Fungi, Ascomycota, Dothideomycetes, Pleosporales, Pleosporaceae. The record is from RefSeq and is a predicted model, not a curated record. Gene Ontology annotation, molecular function: protein binding. The transcript has a single exon. The coding region runs from base 1 to 1107 and encodes 368 amino acids.